AUGGAGGAGCAGGUCAUGACCGAGCUGGUGGAGAAGAGCAAGAAGAAGAAGGAGCUGGUGACACAGGAGAUCAACCAGGCUGAAAUGGGACCCUAUUUGUCUUAUGAGGUCUGGAGCUACGUGAUGUCCAUCGGCGUGUUCACGUUUAAGGACUGCACCAUCAAUGAAAUCGAGAUGAUCUGCGACCCCUCCACAGAAGACAUAAGGUUUGCUUCUCGUAGGAGGCGCAUCGAAAACCAGGCGAACCUGCUCCGGCAAUACCGCACCAAUGGACACGUGGUCCUCCAGUACGAAGUCACCGACGACGAGAGGGAUGUGGAGGUGUAG
Miscanthus lutarioriparius is the source of this 327-nucleotide messenger RNA. NCBI's taxonomy places the organism in Eukaryota, Viridiplantae, Streptophyta, Magnoliopsida, Poales, Poaceae. The record is from the annotation of a GenBank genome assembly.